UUUGCAGACAAUAUUUGCACAGUUUCAGCACAGUCGGGAAAAAGCGCUUCCCUCGGAUAACAUAAGGCACGCUCUUGCAGAAAGCUUCAAAGAUGAGCAGCGAUUUCAGCUCGGCCUUAUGGAUGAUGCUGCAGAGUGCUUUGAAAAUAUAUUGGAGAGGAUUCAUUUUCACAUAGUGCCAAGCAGAGAUGCAGACUUGUGCACCUCUAAGUCUUGUAUCACUCACCAGAAGUUUGCUAUGACUCUGUAUGAACAGUGUGUGUGUCGUAGCUGUGGAGCAUCAUCAGAUCCUCUACCUUUUACAGAAUUUGUGCGGUACAUAUCUACAACAGCCCUAUGGUAAGGACCUAUUAAAGCAUAUUUAACAAAGAUGUUAACACAUUUAAGCACAUUAAACAUUUAUUCUGUGAAACUGUAACAUCUAUGAAUUACCCCUUGCCCUGUCUGCUACAUUAAGAAAUAGUAAGAGAUGUUUAUCUCAGAUAAUAUUUGUGAUUUAGCCUUAAUACAGGUUGAGUAUCCCUUAUCCUGAAUGCUUGGAAUUUGAAUUAUUUCAGGUUUCAGAUUGUGGACUAUUUGCAUCUAUACAUAAUGAGAUAUCUUGGGAAUGGGACCAAAGUCUAAUCAUGAAAUUCAUUUAGAUCUCAUAUAUGAGUACAUCUUAUACAUA
Molecule: messenger RNA, 670 nt
Organism: Heterocephalus glaber (naked mole-rat)
Lineage: Eukaryota; Metazoa; Chordata; Mammalia; Rodentia; Bathyergidae
Source: RefSeq, a predicted model, not a curated record